This is a messenger RNA of Paralichthys olivaceus (Japanese flounder), 5945 nucleotides long. Lineage: Eukaryota; Metazoa; Chordata; Actinopteri; Pleuronectiformes; Paralichthyidae. The record is from RefSeq and is a predicted model, not a curated record.
AUGGGCGGCCAUCUGCCUCAACCAGUUGGGGUCUCCGAUGAUAUUCCACCAUCUCUGCUCAGUUACUUUGAAAGUUCAAAAAGCAGAGCAUUGAGAAGUGAGAAGUUCAUUCUUGAGGAACUUGAAGACUUAUCUGCAUCACGUCACACUGAGGACAUGAAGAAUUUGCCCGAUGAACUCGACAAGGACAUGACGAAGAAGCCGGUUACCUUUGACACAGAAAACGAGUACACCUCUCCUGCUGAAACUCACCUCCUCUUUGCACCCAGAGAGACACUGGCACCUUUUUCUCAGAAUUUGUCAGUGUGCCCUGACAGUGAAGAUGAGGCUGAAACAGAUGAAUAUAUGGGGCCUGGAGUUAGGACCAUUAAGAGCCCAGAAUCUCAUAGAGAACACAGAGAGAAAAGACACUGUGAGGAGCUGAAGACAGAGGAGAGGAGGAGACAGAGACACAGAGACUUCCAGGAGGAGCUGAAGAAGAUCAUGGAGGCAGAGAAGGAGCUGAUCAGCAACUUACAAAAACGAGUUGAGGAGGAGAAGAAGACGAGAGAGAAGGAGCAGAAGAGGAUCAAGGAAGAGGGUGAGAAGAAAAGGAAGGAGGAAGAAGAAAAGAGGAGAAGAGAGGAGGACAGGAGGAAAAAGGAAGACGAGAGAAUUAAGAGAGAGAAGAAGCGCAAAAGGAUGGAGGAACAGAUGAAAAGAAAGGAAGAGGAAAAGAGAAAAAUAGAAGAAAUUAAACUAAAAGAAGAGCACAGAAGAAAGAGAGAAGAGGAGCAGAGGAAAAUGGAGGAAGAGGAAAAGAGGAGAAUUGAAGAGGAGGAAAAGCGGAAAAAGGAAGAGGAGGAAAAGUGGAAAAAAGAAGAGGAGCGAAAGAUGUUACAGGAAGACAUGAGAAAGAAGGAGGAAGAUAGAAAAAUAAAAGAAAUAAGACUUAAGGAAGAAGAGAAGAUGAGGCAGAUAGAAGGCGAGGAGAGAGAAAGGAAGCAAAAUGGGGAGAAAAUAAAGGAGAAGAAUAGGAAAAGUGAGGAGGAGGUAGAAACAAGGGCAGUGGAUAAAAAGAUGGCAAAGAAGAUGGAGGAAGACAAAAGGAGAAAAAAUCAAGAAGAAAUGGUACAAGAGCAGUGUCGAAAGGAAGAAAAGCAACACGACAGUAAAAACAGUAAUGAAGAAAAUAAGAAAAGAGAGGAAGAGAGGAGGAUCCCUAAGGAACUUGAGGUGAGGACAAAGACUGAGGAGAUGAAAAAGGUGGACGAGAGAAAAAUUGAGGAGAAAGGAAAGAAUAUCGAGGAAGAGACGAUGGUGGCUCAGCAGAUGAAUACGAAAGAGGAAGAUAGAGAUAUCAAAGAAAUGCAGCUCAAGGAAGAUGGAGAAAAGAGAAAGAAGGAAGAGGAGAUGAAACAUAGUAUGGAAUGUAAUGAUAAAAAGAAGGAAGAAGUGAAAACAGCUGAAGAGGAAAAGAGGAAGUGGCUGGAGCAACAAGUGAGGGAACAGAAAGAAGAAGAGCACAAUAACAAGAAAGAGAUGGAACAGAAUGGAAACAACAGAAAGAUGGAACAUGAGUUAAAAACAAGGGAUGAUGUGAGGAGAAAUAAAGAAGCAGACAAAUGGCAGAUCAAGGAAGAUGUGAGAAAAGACCAGGAAGAAAAAAUAAAAACGGAAGAAAGAGGAGUCAAAGGAGAGGAGAAAAGCUUUAGAGUGCAGGACACCGAAAAGGACGAGAGGCUGAAGCAGCAAGAGAAGAGAAGAGAUAAGGAUGGACUGAAAAACCAGACAAAGAAUAUCACUCUGACCUCCUCAUGCACUGUCUCUUUACAAAGUCAGUCCACCGUCUGUCCCUCCCGCUCUGAAAAUGUACAACAGCUUGACCCAAACAAGAGUCUCCUCUACACCUCCACAUCUCAAACAAUAAAACAAGAUGCAGACGUAUCGCCUCGCACUUCCUCCUGCCCUUUACCCAUGUGUCUUCCAGAGCACGCCGAGCAGAAGAGACUGUCCUGGAUGAGAGACUGCGUCCCGUGGUCCAGACUGUCUCUGCAGAACAAGAGCAAGCAAAACGUCCAUGCCCGAAGUCGCAGGGGACUGAGCAGGGCCUCCGAGGCCUGUAGUCUGCCACCUGUCUGUCCGCAAACUCUGCUUCAGUCCACAGGCUGCAAAUCCCUGCAAGAGGUUACCACGGUGACCCUGGAGGACCUGCCUGGCUGCAGCUUCGUCACGCUCGCGCAGUGUCCUCAACUUCAAUCCCUCACCCUCAGACGCUGUGGCCUCAAAUCCCUGGAGGGCUUCAACCAGUUACCACAGCUCCGCUGCAUCGACGUGCAGGAGAAUUCCAUCUCAUUUGUGGAUUGUGAAAACAUGGCGAGUUUACAAGUUCUUCGACUCGGACACAACAAGUUAACGUCCAUCCAUGGUUUGAGCGGAGCUGAAAAUCUGAAUGUUCUGGACCUCUCACACAACUCCAUCACCCGCAUUGCUGGUCUGGAGUCUAUAAGGAGACUGCAGCGUUUGUCGCUGGAUCACAACCAGCUGAUCAGCACCAAAGGGCUGAGGGACACGUGCACCCUCCUUCACCUGGACUGCUCACACAAUCACCUGGCCAGCGUGGAGGGUUUGGAGAACUGCGCUCUGCUCCAGACACUGGACCUGAGAUCCAACAGCCUCACUGAGCCCCCCAGUGUGAACAACCACAUCCUCCUCAGAGAGCUGCAUCUAGAUGACAACAGCAUCUCGUCACUGCAGGGCCUUGCUGUCUGCUGGCUUCCCCUCAUGCACCACCUCUCAGCGGCUGAAAACAGAAUUACCCUCCUGCCCUCCAUGUCUGAUUUUGUGUCCCUUACAAAUUUGGAUCUUCGCUUCAACUGCAUGUCAGAACUGCAGAAUGUGUGUGAAGGUGUGAAAGGAUGUCUCUUCCUGCAAGAGGUCCACCUCAGCGGGAAUCCUCUUCAGCAAGAGAUUGGUUGGAGAUGCACUCUGCAGAGAGCCGUGGCUGGCCUGAGAGCCAUUGAUGGUGAGGAGACAGACCCCUUUCUGUCAGCCCCUGCUGUUCAACAGCUCAGCUUGGCCUCAGGCAGCUUCCUAACAUUUUGUCAGGCUCAGCUUAAGCAGAUUCGUGAUUUACAGCUGCAGCACAGCAGGGAGCUCAGUAAUGCCCCAACUCCCCUGGAUGCUGUAAAAAGCUCCUGUCGACACUUCACUGAGACUCUAAAACUUGCUGUGGACCAGAGGUUUGCUCAUGAAUACGGUGACACCAUUGUGUCUGCAGGCCAAACACUGGACAUGGACAGUGCUGGUCCUAAAAAGCUUGCUGAGCACUCAGAAAUUGGGUCCACUGAAAAACCCCCACCAGUCAUUCUAAACAGGAACAACAUCAACUGGACAUUAGACCUUCACUCCUUGGCAACAAUGGAAACAACCACUUCCUCCCAUCUUAACAUGGCUCCUGUGUCCAACCAUCAAGACCUGGACCCCAAAAACACAGCAGCAGUCGUGAUUCAGCAGCGGUGGAGGAAGUACAGACAGAAACGUGGGAACAUCAGCAGCCCCCCCACAGCUGAGAAGGGAGGUGAAAGAGGAGGAGAAGGAGGAACGCCAGAGUCAGGACCGUCUGAUGUUGACAGAAGCGCUGUUGGCCAAGAUUAUGCAGCAACUAUCAUCCAGGCGUUCUGGAGGGGCUACGCUCUGAGGAGGAGGCUUGCAACUGCUCUAGCUGCUGUCACAUGCCCCGACAGCGGAGAGGACGAAGCCUUUGAGGAGGUAGACGUGGAUGGAUUUGUCUUUGAUGAGGCGGCGCUAGAGAAGCACUGGACAUUGCCACUUUCUGAAGAAUCAUCUUCCAGACAUCAUUAUGGUUCAAAGCAGCCGCUUUCUCUGAAGCUUCCUGGGCCCUUUCCUGAACUCUCGCAGCGCACACGCCCACCAUCACCUUCAUGGAGGCCAAAGCAGGCCUGGGAGGCAGGAGAACAGGUGGAGUCUACAGGGAUGAAAGUUUCACCAGAGAGUUCUAUCAGAAGCAAAUCUCCUGCUUCGACCGCAGCGCUCAGUGGUCUCUCUGCAAGAUCAGAAAAGAUUCUGCAAGAAUGGGGGUUCCACGACAGCAACACAGCGCUUCUGAUGCUCAAGAGAGCUCAGAAGAUGAGGUCGAAGAAGCAACAGCAGAUUAAACAUAAAGAUCCCUCCGUCUGCCUUGCAUUGUUCAGAAACUGCAAAUACCAGCAGGCUCCAGUGGAGGCACGAAACAGGCCUGCCCCACACAACAGAAAUCAUAUGAAAGUGUGCAGAGCUGAGCUGGACCUUCAGCAGGCGGAGCAGACGGAGCAAGUGAAGCAGGAACGAGCUCAGCAGUGGCUGCACACCCAGUCUGACAGGGACUCAGAGAGUGAACAUUUCCUACCAGAGAUCAGCUCCGUUGUUCUGAAUGGAGGCAGAGUGCAGCUGGUGGCUGACCCAGCAAAGGCUGAACGUCUACAUCACGCCAGUGGAUUGUGGGCCAGCAGCAGUUUAGUUGCCCAACCCUGCAAAGAGAGAAAUUAUCUUUGCAGCAACUCUUUGGGUCAUGCAAGAAAAGAGGUUCUAUCUCCGCACCGCGUCAAGUCUGCUCCAUCAAGAAAGGAGCGCAUCUCCUUCCGAGACAAUCCGGUCCAGCUGAGCGGCGGCUGGGGAGGAGGGAAGAAAAGGGACAAAGUGUACAAGUAAAACACCAACUCCAAGACAACGACAUCUCUUUUUUUUCCCUGCCCUGACACAGCACCAUUUAACAUAGAUACAACUUUAACUCCAGUACAGCUCCAAUGUACAUAUAGCAUUUUCAAAAUCAAAAUAUACGUGCAUCAGAAUUGCUCAGGGCAGUGCUGUACACAUUUGAUGUCUUAAGUUAUCAAAUAAAUCUUUAGUGGGACUUUAUUAGGAGCAUCCAAUGGUCCUUUCUUUCCUCCAUGAAGAUAAAUGUAUUUAGUUUUACAUGUAUAAUGUUAUUUUAUCACCUGUGCUGAAUCCCCACUGCAGCUGUUCUUUUUAAACUCAGCUGAAAACGUGGGCUCCCUCUCCUGGAAAUUAAUUAAGACCAAUAGGACCCAGAACAGCCCAAAUAUCCUCAGGCACUUUUCUAACGGUGAUUCUGCUCAAGUAUCAGGGCCUGAAUGUGACUGCAGCCAACCAGCACCAAAACACGCCGAGCGAAGUCACAAACCUUCAGCAAAUGACACGCUCCAUAUGCAAAUGAUGGCAGGAAAUAAGAACCAGGACGUGGAGUACCUGUGGAUUCCUGUUUCUGAACAUGCUGAACUGUUGUUUCCACACUGAUAUUCUUUCUUGGCGGUAAAUAUAGUUUGUAACCAUGGGAAGAGAUGUGCCUUUUCUACUUCUUCUCUUCUUCCUUAAGAGUAAACUUUAAUAAAGGGCAGAAAUCUGUGCAAUUUCUCCAUUCUGUGGAUAUGUUUAGCUCCUGCUUACCAACAGCCGGCAUGAAAUUACUGCUUUUAUGAGCCAAACACAAACAUUGGUGUUAGAAUUAGAAGUCUGUUUUCUUUAUUUUCAACCGUUGAUUAUAACGACCUUCUCUGUGUAUUUGAAUUAAGGCGUCCGUUCACAAACACUGCCCCACCGGAGGUGGUGAACCUCAGGCUCAGAGGUUCCUCGCUGGUCGGCUGCCUAGAAAUGAUAACUUAAUUAAUGUCAAAACAAAUAGUCUGAGCUGCAGAGUGGCUCCCUGGCAGGAAAUGCAUAUCUCUCCAGCAUGUCUCUCUAUUUAUUUUUCUUCUAUCUUUCACUUACACAUGUCUGGAGGGUGUGUUUUGACUGUACUCGAGCUGAUGGGGAUUUGUGUCUCGGAGAGUGGCGUAUGCCAGAGAUGUGGUGGUCUUUCCCCACUUGGAGGCUGUUGUGAAACCCAAGAGGACGGUCCUCCCUCAGGGGGGGUGACUGAUUCGUCAAGCCCUGCGGGGGACAGCGAG